Messenger RNA from Portunus trituberculatus (swimming crab), 7013 nucleotides. Its product is annotated as mucin-2-like. The record is from RefSeq and is a predicted model, not a curated record. The coding region runs from base 397 to 6009 and encodes 1870 amino acids. Gene Ontology annotation, biological process: protein dephosphorylation. The transcript has 15 exons. Gene Ontology annotation, molecular function: protein tyrosine phosphatase activity. NCBI's taxonomy places the organism in Eukaryota, Metazoa, Arthropoda, Malacostraca, Decapoda, Portunidae.
CGUGAGAGGGGAUGGGUUUCAACAUGUGCAUUUAUUUACUACCUCCACUCGUCUAGCCAAAGUCUUCGCCAGGAGUGUUUGAGAGCGUGUGUUACAGAGGUUUAUGUUACCACCACGCCACUCAGGAUCGUCGCACGCCUCAGCAAUGCUCCCGUCGCUCUGUGCAUCUCCAGUCCACGUCCAGUGCUGAGAUUUUUCAACCUUGCAUGUGUCUGUGUGUGUGUGCGAGUGAGUGUGUCGAGGCUCAAGGUGGUCAGCGGAUCCAGUCAGUCGGUUGUCAAGACUUCAAUAUUCUAAGAGUGACAAUAAGCAACGACCGCCUCACCUCCCGCCGCCCUUCAGCCUCCCGUGCACCGAUGCUCACCUGAACAGCGACCUCUGACCUACAAACUCAUAAUGGCCGCGCCCUCCACCAGAUGGCUGUGCCUGCUGCGGCCUCUUUUCUUCCUCCUCCUCCUCCAGGGCUCCAGAGUCGCGGCUCAGCUGACCAUUGGCAGUGCUGAUUCCUUCCUUCCGGAGCACCUGGACGCCAACGCUGUCUCCACCACUGGUAAAACUAUAGAGGUUACUCCGCUUUCUGAUGCCUCAGUCACUAAUGCUGCUGCUGACGCUGUUGCUGACGCUGCUGCCGCAGAAACUGCCUCUGAUGCCAACUCACCAGGGGCGAGCGAAGCUGAUGAUUACUUAUUCACAGCCACAGACUCACCCAGCGAAGAUACAACUCUUCCUGACUUUGACGACUAUACUGUAGACGGGACAGAGACGACAACAAAGUUCAGCACCCCAGAGAAUGACGUUACCGAGCCAGGGAAAAUAGCAGAUCUUCCUGACUAUUUGGUUGACGGUGAACAAGGGGACAGUGUGACGACCGCCUCCUCGGACCUCACGCGGCGCAUCGUAUUCACAGGUCCCGACGCCACUGCCACCACACCGUCGGUGCCGCUACAGUCCACGCGCCCGUCUUCAGUGCUGCGUGAACUCAAUGACCCGACAACAGCUUCAUGGCUCCCAAACUGGCCCUCGCACCUCUUGGAAGCCACCAAAGAGUUUCGAAGACCUUCAGUAAGAUUUCCUACAGGUCCACCACCAACAGCCACCCAAGACACCACUCUGGCUUCCUCCGCCACAAUCUCGCCUUCCUACACUGUCACCAAAGUUCCUGUCACUCAGUAUUACUUUGACCUGGCAUCUGUUAACCCAACACCCAUCCCAGGCCCGCUGUUUGACCGCGAGACUGUCACCACCUCCUCGUCAGUGGUGUCGUCUGUACUCCCAGAUGUGACGCAGCCUCUAGAAUCAGAGGAUCUCCCGUCGAGCAUAUCGGAGUUACAAUCCAGUGUUCUGGUGGAUGCAGCGGAACCACCGGUGACGUCCACUCCAGCAUUACCUCCCUCCACCACAUCGAUAGUGGUAACAACAGACGCAUUUCAAUCCAUCACCCCGUCUGCUACCACAGAAACGGUGCCUCCAACUUCUACUGUUUUGAAUGAGGUGGUGGAAGGGCACCUCGAUAACACACUAACUGAAGAAUCACAAACCAGUGGUACGGCUGUCAAGGAAACUCCAGAGACUUCUGAAGUGAUGCCCUCAGGAUCUGGUUCGACCCAGAGUGGUUUUCAUAGCGAACAUUCAGAAAACACAACUACAGAAGACCCAGACAGCCUCUUCUCCCUUGCUGCCACGAGUGAGGCACCUCAGCCAACAAACAUCUCGCAACCUGUUACGCAGCCGUCUACUUUGCCAGCGCCGUCAACUAAUAGUGAGCCUCUUACUACCACAAGCUCAACCACCCCUGGUAGUGUAAAGCCGUCGUCUGCCCGUACUUCACCAGCAGCAAAAACCUCUAGAAUUCCUUUGUGGCAACGUCUGUCGCAGUCCUCGCCUUCUAGACCAAACACCCAACCUUCCAGCACCCCGCUCACUCCCUCCAACGCUGCCACUCUUGCUGCUGAUGCAGUGAUGCCUUUAUCCUCUGCUCUCCCUCCUCUACAGAGCACAUCAGUAGAGCCUCCUUUGGCAUUAGAUGAGUCCUCUCCCGUCCUUGCACCCUCUCCUCCCCGAAAUGAAUCCAUCCAAGAGCCCGUGAUUCCAGACGAACAAGAUCCUCCCACUCCCUUAGAUAUUGAUGAUCCAGAUGAGGUCUUAACUAGGGCAAUGAAGAGUGAGACUGGAAGUGUUGUUCACAACAGCACAGAGCCUCCCAGCUCGGCCCUAGAACCCACAGAGUAUCCCCUUGCAGACACUCCUGAACUGAACACCAACACAGAGGCUCCCCAGAACACCACGACUCAAGAUUCCAAUGUAGAUACACUUUCCCCUGCUAGUAUUGACCAACACAGUUCAGUAGAUAACACCAGCAAUGUAGAAGUUGUAGAUAAUGCACUAGAUGGCACUCACCCUAACACCUUACCAAGCUCUAACACAUCAGAAAACAAAACACAACAUGGAAACGGUAUUUUUGAUGAUCCAAAGGUAAGCGAUGAUGAACCCUUGCCAAUCCCAGUUCAAGGUGAGAAGGAUCCUGUUGUUGAUCCUUCUGAGAUUCCUGUUACACUUGCCCCGACUGUAAGUGUCACUUGGACUCCAAUAAUAGAGGAGACAGAGAGCGUCCCCCUCCCUACCUCCACCGCCUCCGUGCCCAUUGCCACAACUGUUGUGACCCAAACACCCCCAGAGAUCCUUACUGGCUUCACCCCAAUCAUAAGUGCGACCCACACUAUCCCCACGUCCCAGAGUGAACUAGUGCCAGAUGGUAGUGCCACUAGUGCUUCAUCAGCCUCUACAGUUGAGUUUGUCGACAGCAGCACCACCACCAGUGCACCAGCUCAAGACCUUAGCACCCCGUCUGCACCUUCUAGCACCCUUACUGCUUCAUUAGCUCCCACUACUGUACACAAAACUGACAGUGAGUCACUUUAUGAUUCUUCUAUUACUGAAUCUGUUUAUCAAAGUGUGAAGAAAAUAGAUAAAAUUUUACCUUCCUCUGAUCUCCUUCCUUCAACUCUAUAUAUCUCUGAAAUGGAGGAUACUUUAGCUGUCUCUCAGACACCAACAUUCACAGGACCCCUUAAAACUUCUUCCUCACCAGAAUUUUUAGUCCCUGAGGUAGAGUCAACAGUAGUAGAGAGCCUUCUGGAGUCCACUGUCUUAGCCACAGAAGAUUACCAUUCGUCUCCAACACUUCCUGUCCCAGAUAUUCUCCCUAGCCCCUCUGAGACCAUAGUACCUGUCCACACCUCACAUAUCACACACACUAACUUGUCUUCUGUCCCUCCUGUUUCUUUCAGUGUCCCUCAGUCCACAGUUUCCCCAACAUUCCCUGAGAUAUCUGUGACAUCUUCCCCCUCCAGACCUCAUGAAGUUUCAAAAUCUUUACCUUUUGUCUUCUAUCAAUCUCUGCCAGAAUCCACAGUCUCUCCUGUUUCUCCAGACAUGCCACUUUCUUCACCUGUCCCUGUCCUCCUUGAUGCCCCAGUGUCCUCAAAUGUUCUUGAUGUUCCACUGUCCUCAGGUACCCCCAUCCCUCCCGAGGUCCUCGUAUCUUCCCCUGUGCCUGUCCCACUCGACGUUCCAGUAUCUUCAGCUGUCCCUGCCCCUCCCGAUGUCCCAGUAUCUUCAGCUGUCCCUGUCCUUCCUGAUGUCCCAGUAUCUUCAGCUGUCCCUGAUCCUGAUCCUUCAGUAACAUCAACUGUCCCUGUUCUCCCUGAUGUCCUUGUAUCAUCAUCUGUUCCUGCCUCUUCUGAUGUCCCAGUAUCAUCAGCUGCCCCUGUUCUUCCUGAUGUCACAGAAUCUUCAGCUCUCCCAGUGCCUCCAGACACCUACGAGUCUUCAGUUACUCCUGACGUUGUAGUGUCUUCAGCAGUCCCUGUCCUGACUGAGGUUCCUGUUUCUUCUGCCACCCCAAUGUCCACUGCUGUUCCCAUGCUUCCCGAUGCCCCCAUUUCCUCAGCCUCCAUAGCCAUCCUCCCCACCCCGUCCCUCCGUCCUACCUCCGACUCACCCACUUUGGUUGUCCCGACAGCCACAGACGAUCCCAUCCCUACUCUGUUACCACAACCGCUGCAUCCUGAAGAGGGAGGGGAAGAGGAAACACACGAGGAGAUGCCAGUGAAGGAGGAAGCAUCAGAAUCUGAGAUGGAGCCUCCACCACUUCCAGCAACCACUCUCUCCAGCCCUUCCCCACCAGACACCACUACAUCUACCACCACCACUACCACAUCCUCAACCACCUCCAGCACCACCACUACCAUGACAACCACUGCCCCGGAGAAAGUUCCUGAGACUGAGGCACCUGCUGUGAAACCAACAACAGCACCAGCACCAGACACUACCACAGCAUUCAUCUUGCCAGAACCAGAAAUGAACAACACAACAGCAGCACCUGGUGAGAUACCGAUGCUCACCACCACAACAGUGCUGGACAAUGGCACAGAGGUUGUGGUGGCGCUGCCGUAUAUCAGGGCACUGGUGGACUACAAUGCCAGGGAAUUUUGUCAGCACCAGGAUGAGUUCCGCUCCCUGUUUGGAGAGUGGAUCACGCAGGACCUGAACGGCAGUGUGAAGGUAAUGCCGAAGGACAUCAGAUACUUUGCCAUGGCCGACUGCCCGUCCUUCCCAUCAAGCCAGGAUGGCCAAACUAGGCAUGAGGAUGCAGGUACAAUGCAGGAGAAGAACCACACCCAUGUCUACUUCUACAUCACCAGCAGCUCUGGGGAGGUGGACCGGGAGCUGACAGAGAAGUUCCCACUCUUCCCCACUGACCUGGUGAUCAGCGAAGAUCUCAAGUAUCUGGUGCCCAGGGUGAUGCAACUGGAGGUGGUUCGGCCAGAUGAGUCUUCCAGCCAGGACCAGGUGCAAGAGGCCGCUGUGGGCACGUCUGUCAUCGUCAUUAUUGUCAUCUGCAGCAUCGUUGGAGUCACUAUCAUUGUUGCCCUUUUCUUCUUUAUGGUUGUCAAGAGACGUGGAGCCACCAACAACUACUAUGGCCGCCGCUGCACGCCGGUCAGCAUGGAUGCCUACAGCAUGGACAGUGUCUCUGUGUACCAUUCCUUCAGGAGGAAAAGCAAGAGGCGAGCAUCUGGCAGAUCAAUGAAAUCCUAUCUCAACCAGGCCUUUGAUGACCCGAAUGGCCCAUCACGUCCCCUCAACUUUGCCAAGCUGACGCACUUCAUCUCAGACAUUGAUGGUGUCUAUGAGGAGUUUGCAACCAUUCCUGUCAACAUGCCUAAGUAUGAUGAACUGCCACCUGGUGUUGAGGACAAAAACAGGUACGCCAAUGUAAUCCCAGUGCCAGAGACCCGAGUGCUCCUCAAGGUGACCAAGGAUGGCAGGAACUGUGAAUACAUCAAUGCCAACUUUGUGCGUGGCGCCAGGAAUGAAUCCAAGUACUACAUUGCCACGCAGGCACCUCUUGAUGACACUGUGGCAGACUUCUGGCGGAUGGUGUGGGAGCAGGAGUCACGAGUGGUGGUUAUGCUGACGGACUUUGUGGAGAAAGGCAUUGACAAGUGUGCAGAUUAUCUGCCACCCUCAGAGACCCUGGACUGCCACAGGCUAUACGGGGACUUCCAGGUGACCCUCAAGUCCCGUGACAUGAGGGAGAAGUUUGUGGUGUCCAACGUGCAGCUCAAGAAUCUGGAGAAUAAUCUAAUGCGGGAGGUGGCACACAUGUGGUUCACUGGGUGGCCAGCCUCAGGGGUGCCCAAUGAGGAGGGCGCCUUCAUCUCCUUCAUCCUGGAAGUGAGGAGGACCCGCAAGAAACUGAGGGCAAAGGGACCGAUCGUCGUCCACUGCAGCCCAGGCACUGGCCGCACGGGAACCCUGCUGGCCAGCGACAUUGUCAUGAAGCAGUUUGAGGAGCACCGUACCAUAGACGUGCCCCGCACCGUGUACGCCAUCAGGAGGGACAGAGCGGGCGCCGUACAGACUAAGGAGCAGUACGCCUUCAUCUACAGGGUGAUCAACUUGUAUGCUUCAAAGCUCACCUCUGGAAACCUGGAGUCUCUGUAGUGGCUCGGCUGCUACCCCAGCCAGGCAUUGCUCCCCUCCCCAGCAAAUUGCACUUUUACUGCUGGUUCGUUCUGAGAGACACCCAGACUGUGGUCCAGUGAGUGCCUCCAGUGACAGGAGUGCAAUACAUGUCAAAGUCCGAGCGCCGUGUCAACACAUUAUGCAUUUAAACUGAAUAUUUUGAUUAUUAUAAAUAAAUGUAUAUAUUCAUAGCAUAUCAUCCUAUUAAUUUUAAUAAUGACACUAAGCUUUAUAAGAAUAUUUAUGCAUGAGACUUUCCAAAAUGACAGUCAUUCAUGUACAAAGAGAUAGAUCCAUUAUGAUCCACGUACGUAUAUAUUCACCAAGUUCACAACACCUCAUCUUACAUUUUUCCUUUUAAACCCUUUGUCUACUUAAGAUAAGAUGUUAUCUAAGUUUUAAAAUACACUGCUGUGUCUAAUGUACAGAUCUGAAGUAUGUGCGUGUGUGCAUGUGUGUGUGCUUGUGUGAAAGAGAAAAAGAAUUUUAACAUGAACUAUAAACUGCAUCAGCAUUCUCAUUUGCCUCUCCCCACCUCACCUCAUCUCAGACCUGGUUCUCUAACAGCCCUUGAAGCAAUGACUUUACUCAUGGCCAUGGGUCUGCACAACUUCUCUCCUUCAGCACUACAUGUACAUAGCUUCACCAUCAUGUGUUACUGGGACCUGAUGACACUCUGGCUUGAAGGUUCACUAAUGUGUUGGUGGUGUGUGGUGCUGGAUGUUGUGAAAAGAGAGAAAGAGAAAGGGAGAAAGAGAGAAAGAGGGAGGAGAUGGUUGCUCAUUGGUUGGCUCACUGAUAGUCUCUAUAAUGGUAUAUAAUGCAUUAUUCGUAUCCCCCUCCCUUCGUGUCUGUUCAUUGCAACACAAACACACUCAGUCAUUGUUAUCAUUGUGAUCUUAGGUGUUGAACACACACACACACACACACACACACACACACACACACACACACACACACACACACACACACACACACACACA